Molecule: messenger RNA, 3269 nt
Organism: Xiphophorus hellerii (green swordtail)
Lineage: Eukaryota; Metazoa; Chordata; Actinopteri; Cyprinodontiformes; Poeciliidae
Product: extracellular calcium-sensing receptor-like
Exons: 6
Coding region: 29-2542 (837 amino acids)
Biological process (GO): G protein-coupled receptor signaling pathway
Cellular component (GO): plasma membrane
Molecular function (GO): G protein-coupled receptor activity
Source: RefSeq, a predicted model, not a curated record
GGCUCUUGUGUAUCUAUGUGUUCUCUGCAUGAACACAGGGUUUGGCUGUGAGCUCUUAGGUAAUUUUGACAUGCCAAGUUUGUUUAAAGAAGGUGAGAUAAUGAUAGGGGGAAUUUUCCCAGUUUUCAACAAGGAUGUCAGCAACAUUGCUACAUUUGACGGGGAACCUCCUCCUCCUGUGAUGUGUGCUCUGUUUGACCUUCGGGCUUUUCGAUGGGCACAAAUGAUGAUAUUUGCAAUAGAAGAGAUCAACACAGAUCCUGCUCUCCUGCCUAACAUCUCUCUGGGUUAUAGGAUUCUCAAUUCCUGUUCGUCUCCUACAAAUACUUUACGAGCUGCACUAACGCUGGCAAGUAGUCAAAAUGAAAAAGAAACAGCUUCUGGCUGUUCCCCAGCUGUAUCUGCGGUAAUAGCGGAGGCAGGAUCUUCCCAGUCCCUGGCGGUCGCUGGAAUUAUUGGACCUUUUCAAGUCCCAGUCGUGAGUUACUUCUCAACAUGUGCCUGUCUCAGUAACAGAGCUAAAUAUCCAACUUUCUUCCGAACAAUUCCCAGCGACUACUUCCAGGCCAAAGCCUUGGCAGCUCUGGUCAAGCACUUUGGUUGGGAGUGGAUUGGCGCCAUACAGUCAGACAACGACUAUGGACGAAACGGGGUUCUGGCUUUUAAAGAGGAAGUGAAAAAGUUUGGGAUUUGCAUUGCUUUUGUUGGGACAGUUCUGCGAACGUACCCUCAGGAAAAGAUCCUGAAAGUUGUAGAAAUGGUCAAACAAUCAACUGUCAAAGUCAUCCUGGCUUUUACGCCUGAGGGUGACUUUUCUCCUUUGAUGAGAGAGAUAGUGAAGCACAAUAUCACUGGAAUACAGUGGCUUGCCAGUGAAGCAUGGAUAACAGCACCUCAACCUUCAACCCCUGAAAUGUACCGAGCUUUCGGCGGAGCGUUGGGAUUUGUCGUUCAGAAGAUGAGCAUCCCAAAUCUAUAUCCAUUUCUUAUGAAUAUUAACCCUUACAGAGAUCCAAGUGAGCCUUUUGUGAAGGAGUUUUGGGAGACAAUGGUUGGCUGUAAACCUUCUUUAAAUGUAUCGGACACUGGUGCAGCUAAAAUAUGCACAGGCAAUGAGACGUUGAUGGAUCACACCCAGGAUAUGUUCUUCAAUGUCUCACAGCUCAGAGUGACCUACAAUGUGUACAAAGCUGUUUAUGCUAUUGCACAUGCUCUUCACCAGCUGGUGUUCUGCCGACCAGCAGGAGAAAAAAAUGUGAAGCCAUGUUUGAAUGCAUCUGAAAUUCAUCCAAAAGAGGUUACCCAUCACCUGCAAAGAGUAAACUUCAGGAACCAGUUUGGAGACGAUGUGUUUUUUGACCAGAACGGCAAUCCGCCUGCUUCGUACGACGUCAUUAACUGGCAGCUCAGAAACGGGCAGGUUGAGCAUGUGACCCUGGGUCACUUUACAUCCACUAAAAACGGAGAGUACAGACUAAGCAUAGAGGAAGAUAAAAUAGUGUGGAGGGCAGGACAGAUGGUCCCAACAUCAGUGUGCUCAAACGCUUGUCCAGCAGGAACCAGGAAGGCUCAGAUUAAGGGGCAACCAGUGUGUUGUUUUGAUUGCAUCCCAUGUGCAGAAGGAUCUAUCGCCAACUCAACAGGUGCAACAGAGUGCACAACCUGUCCACAGGAAUACUGGUCCAAUGAGAGAAAAGAUGGAUGCAUUCCAAAGACGGUCGAGUUUCUGGCGUAUCAUGAGCCCAUGGGAGUGGCGCUCACAGUCGUGGCCUUGCUAGGCGCCUCCCUGUCUCUGCUCACGAUGAUCGUUUUUAUCCACUACAGAGAAACUCCUGUAAUAAAAGCCAGCAACUCCGAGCUGAGCUUCUUCUUGCUGCUUUCUCUCUUCCUGUGCUUUCUCUGCCCUCUCACCUUCAUCGGUAGGCCCACAGUCUGGACCUGCAUGCUGCGCCACACCGCUUUCGGAGUGACAUUUGCACUUUGCAUUUCCUGCAUUCUGGGAAAAACCAUUGUGGUUGUAACUGCCUUUAAAGCCACACAUCCCAGUAAUAAAGUUGCAGUAAAGUUCGGUCCCACACAGCAAAGGAUCAUCGUUUGCUCCUGCACUUUAAUCCAAGUAGCGAUUUGCAUAUUGUGGCUGAAGUUAAAUCCCCCCUUGCCAGAUCGGGUUUUUAAAUACAGCAACAAGAAGAUCGUGUUGGAAUGCAACACGGGGUCAGAGGUCGCUUUCUAUGUGGUUUUGGGUUACAUAGGCUUUCUAGCAGUGGUGUGUUUGGUUCUUGCAUUUUUAGCGAGAAAACUGCCCGAUAAUUUUAACGAAGCCAAGUUUAUCACAUUCAGCAUGCUGAUAUUCUGCGCCGUCUGGAUCACUUUUAUCCCAGCGUAUGUCAGCUCUCCUGGAAAGUUCACAGUAGCUGUGGAGAUAUUUGCAAUCCUGUCAUCGGCAUUUGGUUUAUUAAUAAGUAUUUUUGCACCUAAAUGUUACAUAAUCUUAAUAAAGCCAGAGAAAAACACAAGGAAACAUGUCAUGGGGAAAAGAUAAUCAACUUUUAAGAUUAAAUUAGUUAUUUUGAAAACAUAACGUACACUGGCUCUAUAGAGUCUAAAAUAGCAGAAUAAAUAAUGUUCAUAGUGUAUAAAAACAUAAUGAUAAAUGCUUACGUGAGUGGUUAAUUGUGACACACUCUUUUGUAAAUUAAAUCAGAUUGUUAAUUAUGUGUUAAAAUUGACUAAACCCAAUUUUACCUUUAUGUAAAAUCAUAUUGUCUGUAUCUUCUUCCUGUAAGGUAACAUUGCUUCUAACUGCACCACUGAUGCAGAAACAUAAAUGUGACACUGUUUCUUUUUUAAAACAGCUAAAUAAGACUUACUUUUUUCUAUCUAACUCACUUUAACUUAAAACACAUGAUAAAUUACAACUGAUUUUAAAAAAAAUAUUACUUUACAAAAUCUUGCUAAGUAUAAACAAACUAUUUCUCCACCAGAAAGAAAGAUUUGUUGGAUUUCUCAUCCGUGUUGGUUAUCUAUUGGUGUGUUGCUUUGGGACGUUGAAUACAGAAGUGAUGUCAAAAUGCCUCAAAAUCAAGAAUUUGUGUUCAUCUCUUGCAAAUACAGACUUUAAUUCCGUAGUUAUCGUCCCCAAAACACUUAUUUUUUGUUUGUCACACGGUGGUUCUGUGAGGUUCCUCAAUGACUGUUAAGAUGUUAAUUAAAAAAUAAAAUAAAAAUCUUAUCAACUCUUUGUUAUAGUGAUCACCGUGUAAAGUGUC